Molecule: messenger RNA, 955 nt
Organism: Oppiella nova
Lineage: Eukaryota; Metazoa; Arthropoda; Arachnida; Sarcoptiformes; Oppiidae
Source: the annotation of a GenBank genome assembly
AUGUCUUCGGAUGGACUCAAUCGACGUAAAAGAGUUGUCAAUAGGAAUGGCGACUCAAAUGAGGAUAACAUGUCGUCUCGAGUGAUGUCACAAGAAGUGUCGCCCGAAAGCACACAAAACCAGAGUAUUUUAAAGCGAGUGAUGAGUCUAAUGGCACUCUCGAUGGCUAUCCUUGCGAUGGUUUACUACUACACGACUCAAUCCAAUGACACCAAAGAACUAGUGAUGACUUCCGUCACUCAAGACAUCCCGUGGGAACCCCGGGCCAGAGGUAACAAGUUUUGGGUGGACAGACACCAUGAACUGAUCGAUCAGACGGUCGCACAUAAAACCGAUGCGAAGAUCGUAUUCGUGGGCGACUCCAUCACACAUUUAUGGCAGAGCCGCGGGAAAGUCGUUUGGGACAAGUAUUACGCGGCGAGACAUGCGUACAAUUACGGCAUUCGGGGCGAUCAGACUCAACACGUGAUCUACAGAAUUCAAAAUCAAGAAUUUGAUGGACUCUACCCCAGAGUCACUAUUCUCAUGAUUGGCACAAACAAUGCCUACGGCGGCAAUACGGUUGAGGACAUCGCGCAUGGAGUUAACGAAACGGUGAAGCAAUUGUUGGGCAAAAUGCCGAACACUGAGCUUAUUCUGUUGGGAGUACUGCCCAGACCUGAGCCAUUGGGUGCUAAAGUGAAACAAGUGAAUGAAUUGAUCGCGAAAUUGAAUAACGAUAAAAACGUCUUCUUCCUGGACAUGUGGUCAGCCUAUGAGACGGAUGGCAAACAACACACAGAGCUCUACGUGAAAGACAAACUACAUCUCAAUGAGAAGGGGUAUGAGGUGUGGCAGCAGACUAUGGAACCACUGCUUAAGAAGUUGGACCCAACUCUUUAAACUAUAAUCAAAAUGUUUUUCCUUUUAUUUGUAUUAAUGUUUAGUUUCCAGAAUAAAAGUUUUUAAUAAUCAA